Molecule: messenger RNA, 1308 nt
Organism: Arachis duranensis
Lineage: Eukaryota; Viridiplantae; Streptophyta; Magnoliopsida; Fabales; Fabaceae
Product: alpha-soluble NSF attachment protein 2
Exons: 9
Coding region: 251-1144 (297 amino acids)
Biological process (GO): SNARE complex disassembly; intracellular protein transport
Cellular component (GO): vacuolar membrane; SNARE complex
Molecular function (GO): syntaxin binding; soluble NSF attachment protein activity
Source: RefSeq, a predicted model, not a curated record
AAAUUACUUUCCUUUCCCGAAAAGAAAGAGCAAAGAAUUCGACCAAAAAAAAUCUUCUGAAACCCCUUUUUCCUUUUUCUUCUCAGUCUUCUUUUGCCGUUGUUGUGCUAGUUUUGGACUCGGUCCUCUGCAGAGUCCAACGCUUCUCUCUCUCUUAUUCGGUGAUUUAUCUUUGUUUCACGGCAACUUAUUAGGAAGAAGAAGAAGAAAAAAAAAAGUAGCAGUGUUGUGUGAGAAUUGAUCGUUGGAAAUGGCGGAUCAAUUAUCGAAGGCAGAAGAAUACGAGAAGAAAGCAGAGAAGAAGCUGAAUGGUUGGGGCUUGUUUGGCUCCAAAUAUGAGGAUGCUGCUGAUCUCUUCGAUAAAGCUGCCAAUUCCUUCAAGCUCGCUAAAUCAUGGGACAAAGCGGGAGCAACAUACCUCAGGUUGGCAAGUUGCCAUUUGAAGUUGGAAAGUAAACAUGAAGCUGCCCAAGCCUAUGUCGAUGCUGCUCAUUGCUAUAAAAAGACUAAUAUAAAUGAGGCUGUAAAUUGCCUGGACCAUGCUGUGAAUCUAUUCUGUGAUAUUGGAAGACUCUCCAUGGCUGCUAGAUAUUUGAAGGAAAUUGCUGAAUUGUACGAGUCUCAACAGAAUAUUGAGCAGGCUGUUGUUUACUAUGAAAAAUCAGCUGAUUUUUUCCAAAAUGAAGAAGUUACAACUAGUGCAAACCAGUGCAAGCAAAAGGUUGCUCAAUAUGCUGCCCAGCUAGAACAAUAUCAAAAAUCAAUUGACAUUUAUGAAGCCAUAGCUCGCCAGUCUCUCAACAAUAACUUGCUGAAGUAUGGAGUUAAAGGACAUCUUCUUAAUGCUGGUAUUUGCGAACUCUGUAAAGGGGAUCUCGUUGCUAUAAACAAUGCACUAGAGAGAUAUCAGGAGCUGGAUCCAACAUUUUCAGGAACACGAGAAUAUAGAUUUUUGACGGAUUUGGCUGCUUUGUCAUUACACUUAUAUUUUUCUGCAAUUGAAGAAGAAGAUGUUGGACAUUUUACUACCAUUGUCAAGGAAUUUGAUAGCAUGACCCCUCUGGAUUCUUGGAAGACAACACUUCUUUUGAGGGUAAAGGAAAAGCUGAAGGCCAAAGAACUUGAGGAGGACGAUCUUACUUAACUUGCACAUUAGUUAUUCUCUAUCUUGGUUGAACCUCAUGUUUGUUUGAUGAUUUUCAUUGUACCACCAUGCUUGUUUGUCCACUUUAUUCAUCUUACGUCUCUUCAGCACAUAUUGUACUUUCCUUGGUUUUUCUAUUAAAGUGGUUGCCUGAAUUUAAGAAA